Perca fluviatilis (European perch) is the source of this 1092-nucleotide messenger RNA. RefSeq names its product motilin receptor (gene mlnr). Gene Ontology annotation, biological process: G protein-coupled receptor signaling pathway. The transcript is spliced from 2 exons. The record is from RefSeq and is a predicted model, not a curated record. Bases 1 to 1092 code for a protein of 363 amino acids. Gene Ontology annotation, cellular component: plasma membrane. Gene Ontology annotation, molecular function: G protein-coupled peptide receptor activity. NCBI's taxonomy places the organism in Eukaryota, Metazoa, Chordata, Actinopteri, Perciformes, Percidae.
AUGCCCUGGACCAGACCCCAGGUGGAGCUUCCUGCUGGCGGAGCAGAGGCCAUGGACCAGUACAACGCAGACGACCACCACUUUGGUGGCUCCCUGUUCCCCACCUCCACCCUCAUCCCCGUCACUGUCAUCUGCAUCCUCAUCCUCAUCAUCGGGGUGACGGGCAACGCCAUGACAAUCCUCAUCAUCCAGCACUUCAAGGACAUGAAGACCACCACCAACCUGUACCUGUCCAGCAUGGCGGUGUCUGACCUCCUCAUCUUCCUGUGCCUGCCCUUUGACCUGUACCGCCUGUGGAAGUACGUGCCCUGGCUGUUUGGGGAGGUGGUGUGCCGCCUCUAUCACUACAUCUUUGAGGGCUGCACCUCGGCCACCAUCCUUCACAUCACGGCGCUGAGCGUUGAGCGCUACCUGGCCAUCAGCUUCCCCCUCAGGAGCAAAGUGGUGUUGACCAGACGCAGGGUCCAGUACAUCAUCCUCGCCCUGUGGCUUUUCGCCCUGGUGUCUGCGGCUCCAACGCUCUUCCUGGUUAGCGUGGAGUAUGACAAUGACACAAACCCGGACUACAGUACCGGGCAGUGCAAGCACACCAGCUACGCUAUUAGCUCUGGGCAGCUGCACAUCAUGCUGUGGGUGUCCACCACCUACUUUUUCUGCCCGAUGCUCUGCCUCACCUUCCUCUACGGCUCCAUCGGGUGGAAGUUGUGGAAAAGCAAAAAUGACCUGCAAGGCCCCUGUACUUUGGCCCGUGAAAGGUCCCACAGGCAAACUGUCAAGAUCCUGGUGGUGGUGGUGCUGGCCUUCAUCAUCUGCUGGCUGCCUUACCACAUUGGCAGGAACCUCUUUGCCCAGGUGGACGACUAUGACACGGCCAUGCUGAGCCAGAACUUCAACGUGGCGUCCAUGGUGUUGUGCUACCUCAACGCCUCCAUCAACCCCGUGGUCUACAACCUCAUGUCUCGGAAGUACAGGGCUGCAGCCAAACGCCUCUUCCUGCUGCAUCAGCCGCCCAGACAAGCCCAGCGCGGCCAGAGAAAGCUCUGCGCGAACGAUCACAUCUCCACCCUGAAUGAAAGCCUGACUGGGGUCUGA